Molecule: messenger RNA, 2607 nt
Organism: Xenopus laevis (African clawed frog)
Lineage: Eukaryota; Metazoa; Chordata; Amphibia; Anura; Pipidae
Product: Fc receptor-like B
Exons: 9
Coding region: 231-1619 (462 amino acids)
Source: RefSeq, a predicted model, not a curated record
GGCAAAUAUUUCCUGUAGAAAUAACAGCAGCAACAUGUUUGUCGGUAAACAGGAUUCUUAGUAUUUAAUAUUUAUGCAUCAGUACUUUGUAACCUGAGAUCGUCCUGUUAUUGGCACUAAUUCAUUGUGCCCUAACUACAUGAUUAUAAGGAAACGAAACAGUUGUACAGUUCUAUACUGGGAAUAGGGACGUGUUUGUGUUCCUACAUAGAAUCUCACGUACAAUCAGUAUGGCACCUCUGCAAUUUCUCUUCUUCUUCCUCUCAGUGAUUACAUCAAAUGAAGGAUCUUCCAUCAAACCCUUUGUGAGCUUUUAUCCGAAUUGGGCCACGGUAUUCACCAAGGAAUCUGUAAUUCUCACCUGCAAUGUGGAUACCUCUGAGCCAAUAGACCAGAUCUAUUACUGGUACAGGGACAACCAAAUCCUCUCGUUGUAUACUGGAGCAAAGAGUGUUAAAAUUGACCAUGCGAAACAGGAGCACGGGGGAAGCUAUCAGUGCCAAACAGCAGAAAGUGAUAAAAGUGAACCAGUCAGACUGCACGUUAGUCACAGUUGGCUUACACUGAAAGUACCACCAUUUGUAUUUGAAGGGGAUGAAUUAUAUGUGUCCUGUGCAGGGUAUCCUGGGUAUUCUGCCAGAUACGCUGUGUUGUACAAGAACAGUAAGGUUAUAGGAUCCUCUCCUUCUGAUGCUGAUUUUCUGGUUGGAACAACAAAUAUGACAAUGAGUGGUUUGUACAGAUGCACCCGACUAGUGAAGGACGGUGUCAUAUAUCAUAGUUAUUCUAGUGAAGAAUAUAUUUCUGUAAAAGAGCUAUUCUCCAAACCAGUGGCAAAAGUAAAUGAAAGUCAUUUAAAGCAAGGAAAAGUACUGACUGUAACAUGUGACACAAAGCUCAGCCCACACAGAGAGACUACAGAGCUACAGUUUGCUUUCUACAGAAAUGGGCACAAUGUGCAGGGAUUCAGUUUAUCCAGCCAAUAUGGAGUCCCCUCAGCUCAGCUGGAGGAUUCUGGGAAUUAUACCUGUGAGGUUCAAACUCCAACUGGCAGUGUGAGGAAGAGGAGCAAUAUGGCACAUAUCCAGAUACAGGCUUCACAAAUCCAGCAGUCAUCUGUUCCUCUCCCAGUGUUGGUCGAGGGUCAGCCUGAAUUUGAGAUCCAGGAGUUCCUUGAUUCUCGCCUGGUUAGGGAGAGGAGCUAUGCACCAAUUGGUAUAGGAGUCACUUUGGCUUUGCUGAUACUUGUUAUUAUUGUGGCUUUACUUGUCUACGAGUUCAGAAACAGAGUUGUCUCAUCCUUCUUGAACCGUCACAAUUCCUCAAUAAGAUCAGAGCUAUUCUCCAAACCAGUGGCAAAAGUAACUGAAAGUCAAUCAAAGCAAGGAAAAGUACUGACUGUAACAUGUGACACAAAGCUCAGCCCACGCAAAGAGACUAUAGAGCUGCAGUUUGCUUUCUACAGAAAUGGACGCAAUGUGCAAUUCAGUUUAUCCAACCAAUAUGGAGUCCCCUCAGCUCAGCUGGAGGAUUCUGGGAAUUAUACCUGUGAGGAACAAACUCCAACCGGCAGUGUGAGGAAGAGGAGUAACAUUUUACAUAUCCAGAUACAGGGAUGAGAAGUGUGUUUAGAAGCAAAGAGAUGAAUACUCGCACAAUCUCCACAUCUCCACAAAGAACCCUUUGGCUGUUUGGCUUCUUCCAUGUCCUCCUGGGAGACUCAGGACUCAUUCUACUUUCCUUUGUUUUUGUUUUAAUUUCAAAUUGUUUUUCUUUGAGAUACUGUAAUAAAAUGUUUCCUUGUACUCUACAAGAAUAUGUAAAAUAAUCAUAUUCAGCAAUUUGUUUAGGAUCAUUUACUUUAUGUCUGAACUGUUACUCAGGGGCCUUUUUAUCCAAAUUCCUUUUAGUAUAAUUUUGCCUUUACUUGUUCUCCGUGGAGUUAUUGGGAGUUGUCACUCACACAGCAAGUUUGAGGGCAGGUAAAAAUGUAAACCUACAGUGCCUUCUGUCUAGGGGACCCCAAGCAAAGCACUCCAUUUACCUAUAGGCUUACAUUUUGUGUGACCAAAGUGGGGUUUCAAAAGCCAGAUUGUGACAAGUGUUGCAGCUUCAGUAAAAGGGCAAGGAAAGCAGUAGCACUAUUUUGUGGUUCUUGAUUCGUGCUCGAUAUUUUCCUUCAAUAGCUGGUCAGGUAUAUAACAGACAACUGUGAGAUCCAAUUGCAUGAUGGCAAAGUGUCUAUAAAAAAUUGGAGUCAUUGGUUAUAGUUCACCCCAGGGGUUGUAACUUAGGCAGGGUUAGUUAGAGAGAGCAGCUCAGUGCCCCGAAUUUAAGAGAAAAAGUGGAGUUAGUAUCUCCCAGUCAAUAGUGCCCUAAAUUAGGAAAGGGACCCAGGAUAAUCUCUGUACUUUUGGAUUGCAUUCAUUGGGUGUCUCUGAAUCUAGCCUGGUUCAUACUGUAUUCUAUUGGAUUGAUAUGGUUUAAUGGAGUUAAGCUUGAUGGAAGUAUGUUAUAACUGUAAUUAUUGUCAUCUACUAUUUUACAGACUAACUUGGUAUUACUAUCUUUAUUCUGUAUUAAAUAAAGUUCCUGUUAACUAUUCAA